This is a messenger RNA of Cladocopium goreaui, 1466 nucleotides long. The record is from the annotation of a GenBank genome assembly. Lineage: Eukaryota; Dinophyceae; Suessiales; Symbiodiniaceae.
ACUUUUUGAUCGUGGGAGCAAUGGCUUCCAAGGAAGUUGAUGUAAUCAUCGUUGGUGGGGGUGCUGCUGGUUUGAAUGCUGCCUCCAUCCUUCGCAAGGCUGGCAAGAAGGUGGUCGUCCUGGAGUCACGUGACCGAGUUGGGGGUCGAAUCUAUAGCGAACAGCUUCCCUCAGGAACUCAUGUGGAACUGGGUGCACAGUGGCAGGCAGAAACCGGUCAUGAUCGACUGGAUCAGCUGGUAAAAACUUACGGAUACAGAAAACUCGAGCACUACAAGGCAGGAAAAGCGGUUGUGUGGACAGGGGGUGUGAAAAAGCUUCUCUCUCCAGGCAGCUUAGGUAUUGGCUUUUUCUCAGGCCUGGACUUCAUGAUCAGAAUGUGGCGGAUGUCCAGUAUCAUCAAGAAGAUCUCACUGAAUGGCUUCACCCCAAAUCUUGAUCAGUAUGACAAUGAGAGCGUUGGCCAGUACGUGGAGAAGCGUUCGUGGACUUCUGGUGCCAUCACCUUUUUGUCGUCGCUGUUGAGUGGAGGGUUUUGCCAUGAUCCAAAGGAAAUUUCAGUGUACGCUGCGGCGCAAACCAUGAAGACCUUUGGUUCAUUUGAGCAACAGGAGAAGGCAGAGACAUUCUUCUUUGAUCAAGGACUUCAGAAGAUCUUUGUAAAAAUGGCCGAGGAAUUGGAGGCUGAUUUAGAGCUCAACGCACGGGUGGUGUCUGUUGACACAACUGGAGAUAAGGUAGUGGUAAAAUCGAGCGGCAAAAUCUAUGAAGGAAAAGAGGUGAUCUUGGCAUUUCCACCACAGCUUCUGGCACGAAUUCAAUUCCAGCCUUCUUUGCCCCAAAACUACAGCGACGUGGCUUCAUCGAUGGCCUUGGGACAGGUGGUCAAGAUGGUCGCUGUUUUUCCAACGCCUUGGUGGCGCAAUCGGGGGCUGACAGGCUUUGUCUCCUCCUAUGGAAAGAGUAAUGAUUUAGAUAUUUCUGAAGUGGCUGACCUGAGUCACUCGACCGGAAACGGUGUUUUGGCUUGCUUUGUUGUGGGACCCAGUGCGUUGGAGAUUUGCGAGAAGCCUGUGGAAGAGCUGAAAAAGGGCUUUGCAGAUUUCUUACAAGCUUCUUUUGGGUCCCUCGAGGAGGAAAUCCAGUCAUUUCAUUAUCACAACUGGAUUGGUGAUGAAGACUCUUUGGGUGGCUACUUGUCAACUCCUGGAAUGGGUCAAUGGAAAAAGUUGCCCAAUGGUCUCUUCCCCAAAGCAGGAAGAAUUAGCUUUGCCGGGACGGAAUAUGCUCACCAAUGGCGUGGCUACAUCGAGGGAGCUUUGGAGUCUGGUGAACGUGCUGCCCACGCAGUGUUGGCUACCUUGGAAGGCACCAGCUCUGCAACCUAGGUUGCCAGGCUUCUGACAAUUCGAGUUGCACGCAACAUAUUGCCCCCACUGCGCAUGCUAUGCGAGGGUCUUCCAGAA